CUGUGGUCCAGAACUUCUGCUGACAUGGGAGGCUGGAGGAACGAAAUCCACAGUCAAGGCUCAGAAAAGAAAGGCAGCCUUCCGCUGGUCUUCGUGUAGUCAACCGAUGGAUUAACAAGAUUUUUUAAAAAACUUGCUUUUCAUUUGUUUCAGGCUUUUCCUAUUACUUAAAGAGAUAUUUCAAAAGCCUUCAGGUCACGCUUGUGCUUUGAAUUUGCUGGGUGUCAGAGUCAGGAAGUGAACUCGACGGUGAUCGUGUCGAGAUCACGGUGGGACCCGAGAGACGCGCAACCAUGAGAGAGGAGGUGUCCUGCGCUAACUCUCCCGAGGGGGGACUGCUAGCCAGCGAAGAGGACCUGGACCAUGGGCCGAAGAAGUGUGCCACCCCUGGCGGGCCCAGCGGGCGAAAGCGAGUGCCCUACCCCAAGAAAGCCGGCAGCAGCAGCGCCGGUCGGGUCGAGGAACGGGCCGCGGGGAGUCCCGGCUGCCUGGUCCCAUCGGGGCCAAAGAGACCCAAGAAAAGCCCCCCGGCAGUGGGGCCCGAGGCACCCCUGGAAGACCUGCACACUCAGCGGGUGAUCGCCAAUGUGCGUGAGCGGCAGCGCACCCAGUCACUGAACGACGCCUUUGCUUCGCUGCGCAAGAUCAUCCCCACGCUGCCCUCAGACAAGCUGAGCAAGAUCCAGAUCCUGAAGCUGGCUUCGCGCUACAUUGACUUCCUCUACCAGGUGCUGCAGAGCGAUGAGAUGGACAGCAAGCUGGCCAGCUGCAACUACCUGGCGCACGAGAGGCUGAGCUAUGCCUUCUCCGUCUGGAGGAUGGAGGGGGCCUGGUCCAUGUCCGCCACCCACUAGCCAACACCCCCUACCCAUCACCCCUAUCCUCACCCUCAGUCCUCACCCACAUAUCCCAGCUCUCCACCCCUUGUUCCCCAUCCCUUAUGCCACUCUGCUUCAGCUGCUCACCUGCAGAUCUACAGCCUUUUGUCUCUGAAAAAAAAACCUGUGAAACUGGACAGUCGUGCGACUCUGGGAGAUGAACUUUCAGCACCAGGGGAACUGAAACUGCCCACACUUUCUAACUUCGCCUUACUGAUGGAUGUAAAAAAAUACCUGCAAAGAACCGGAUCCUGGAGAUUUCAUGUUCUCCUGAAUCCUUCGAAGAAGAGCUAUCGAUGUCUACAGCUUGACGGGGAUGAUCGCUCAGUCAACUCAAAGGACUGGAUGUAACACAGGUAAAAAAAAAAAAAGAAAAAACAGAAAAAUAGCAUCAUGUCAGUGACUUUCAUCAUAAUGUUUUCUA
Scleropages formosus (Asian bonytongue) is the source of this 1302-nucleotide messenger RNA. RefSeq names its product twist-related protein 2-like. Gene Ontology annotation, biological process: developmental process; regulation of transcription by RNA polymerase II. Gene Ontology annotation, molecular function: protein dimerization activity; RNA polymerase II transcription regulatory region sequence-specific DNA binding; DNA-binding transcription factor activity, RNA polymerase II-specific. The record is from RefSeq and is a predicted model, not a curated record. NCBI's taxonomy places the organism in Eukaryota, Metazoa, Chordata, Actinopteri, Osteoglossiformes, Osteoglossidae. The transcript is spliced from 2 exons. Bases 294 to 854 code for a protein of 186 amino acids.